This is a messenger RNA of Necator americanus (New World hookworm), 3588 nucleotides long. RefSeq lists its product as uncharacterized. The record is from RefSeq and is a predicted model, not a curated record. The transcript has 31 exons. Gene Ontology annotation, molecular function: ATP binding; ATPase-coupled monoatomic cation transmembrane transporter activity; polyamine transmembrane transporter activity. Gene Ontology annotation, biological process: polyamine transmembrane transport; intracellular calcium ion homeostasis. Lineage: Eukaryota; Metazoa; Nematoda; Chromadorea; Rhabditida; Ancylostomatidae. Bases 1 to 3588 code for a protein of 1195 amino acids. Gene Ontology annotation, cellular component: membrane.
AUGAGUUUCGUCUACGAAGAGAAUUUCGAGCGUAGGCCUCUUCUUCUCGACGCUAACUCAGACUCAUACCAAUCAUUAGCAGAAGGUCAAAUGGGUCAAGAGAAGCAUGGCCAGAAAAUACAUACUGGCGAAGAGGUUCUACAGCUUAAUGCAUAUAAGUUGGAUAAAUCGAAAACGGUCCUUUACUACGCGCUGACUAUCUGCACAUUGGGCAUAUUUCGACUUCUUUUGCAUUGGAAGCCGAACUGGUACAUCAAGGUACGGGCAUCACGAUGUGCACAUGGAAUAGCUCAGUACGUCAACGUGAUUGACGAACACAAUGUAGAAGCAUUUCGUCCUAUUUGUCAUCAUACUUUGUCAUCAUGUGGAAUAGUACCUCAGAUUCCUAUGGGUAGUGGAACAAUGCAAAAAGUGGACAUUAUUCGAUACUUUACUUUUCGGAAAUUAAAGUAUAUUUGGCAACCUGAUACAGAGGAAUGGAUAUCACCAGCUGAUCUCGACGGACAAAUUCCCUUGAAAUAUUUUCAUUCUAUAUCUGAAUCGAAUAUUGGACUAUCUGAAGACGACGUUAUGUGUCGAAGGAUCACGUAUGGGACGAACUCAAUAAGUGUGAAGCUGAAGCCAAUUUUAGCUCUUCUCUUCAUAGAAGCGAUAUCACCCUUCUACAUUUUCCAAGUCUUUAGUGUUUCGAUAUGGUUCUCGGAUAAUUAUGAGUACUACGCUUCAAUCAUUGUUGUUAUGUCUGUGCUAUCUAUUGCGAUUGACGUCUACCAAACUAGAAGUCAAGAAAAGAAACUACGUUCAAUGGUCCAAUCGUCGAACGGAGUGGAUGUCAUGCGGGCGGAUGGAGUGAAAACUGUCAAUAGUGAAGAUCUGGUCCCUGGCGACAUGUUCCUAGUUCCUGCUCAUGGAUGCGUGAUGCAGUGCGAUGCAGUGCUCAUGAAUGGAACAGCAAUUGUCAACGAGAGUAUGCUGACAGGAGAAUCUGUCCCAAUUACAAAGGUAGCGUUAACUGGAAUUCACGACGGUGAUGAAGAUGAACGUUUUUCAUUUGAGAAACACUCGAAACAUAUACUGUACUGUGGUACGCAUGUACUACAAACAAGAUUCUAUCGAGGGAAGCAAGUAAAGGCGAUUGUUCUUAGAACCGCGUAUUCAACUUUAAAAGGACAACUCGUUAGAUCUAUUAUGUAUCCUAAGCCAAUUGACUUCAGAUUCACAAAAGAUCUGUUCAAGUUCGUCGCAUUUCUCUUUUUCAUCGCACUAUUCGGUUUUAUCUACACAAUCACUAUAAUGAUCCAAAUAGGUGAACCAAUUCGGAAAAUUAUUGUACGUUCACUGGAUAUCGUCACAAUUGUUGUCCCUCCAGCGUUACCAGCUGCAAUGUCUGUUGGUAUCAUUAACUCCAAUUUACGAUUGCGAAAGAAAGAGAUUUUCUGUAUAUCACCAUCAACAAUAAACACAUGUGGAGCUAUUAACGUGUGUUGUUUCGAUAAGACCGGCACUCUAACUGAAGAUGGUCUUGAUUUUCAAACCCUUCGUGCGGUUAACCCUGGAACUGAAGCAGUCCCACCAACGUUUACGGAGGAAAAAACAGAAAUGAAUCCGGAACAUCUUCCGUCUAACCGCGAGCUCAUUACUGCUAUUGCUACGUGUCAUUCCCUCACAAGGAUAAACGGCAAACUGCAUGGCGAUCCGUUGGAUUUGAUUCUUUUCAAUCAGACGGGGUGGGCACUGUUAGAAUCGAUUGAGGAUGAAACUGACAACGAAGUACAACUGUUCGAUAACAUUCAGCCUACUCUUGUACGACCACCUCCUGAAGUGACCGAGAAGUACGCUUUCAGCAAAGAAUAUAGCAUCAUUCGUCAGUUCACUUUCAGCUCUUCUCUUCAACGAAUGUCAGUGAUUGUGUCAAAUCCUCGCGACGAUUCUACUCAUGACAUGACGUUGUACUGUAAAGGAUCUCCAGAAAUGGUGUUAACUCUUUGCGAUCCAUCUACUGUACCUAAAGACUAUAUGGCACAAGUGGAUUUAUAUGCUCAACAUGGUUAUCGUCUAAUUUCUGUCGCAAAACGAAAACUAGGAAUGAACUACGUUAAAGCAUCGAAAAUUGCACGAAAUGUCGUUGAAGUCGACUUGACGCUUCUUGGACUUGUAGUGAUGGAGAACAGAGUGAAACCUGUUACCUUUGAAGUGAUCAAUCAGCUAAACAGGGCACAUAUUCGCACAAUAAUGGUGACAGGUGACAAUCUUUUGACGGCACAGAGUGUUGCUCGAGAGUGUGGAAUUAUCCAACCGAAUAAAUCCUCUUACCUUGUUGAGCAUUGCUCAGAUAUUGUCGGUUCGAAAGGUCGCCCACUCCUCACUUUAAGGCAGGCUGAUCCGAGCUCUAAAAAAACUAUUGGAGGUGAGUACGAAGACAGCUCGGAUGUAUCCGUGGAAACAGGGAAAAAACAUUAUUUUGAAAGCGCUUAUCAGUUGUCAAUUUCAGGCCCGACAUUUGCAAUUCUUACUCAUGAAUAUCCUGAACUUCUUGAGCCGUUGGUAGCAGUGUGCGAUGUGUUUGCAAGGAUGUCACCAGAUCAAAAACAACAACUUAUAAAUCAUUUGCAAGCUAUUGAUUACACUGUCGCAAUGUGUGGUGAUGGAGCGAACGACUGUGCUGCUUUAAAGGCCGCUCAUGCUGGUAUUUCUCUUUCGGAUGCAGAAGCUUCUAUAGCUGCCCCUUUCACAUCACGGACCGCAAACAUUCGCUGCGUUCCAGCAGUGAUUAGAGAAGGUCGUGCCGCUCUUGUUACAUCAUUUGGAGUUUUCAAAUACAUGGCAGGCUAUUCAUUAACUCAAUUUUCAUCGAUUAUGCUGUUGUAUUGGAUUUCCACUAAUCUGACUGACUUCCAGUUUCUUUAUAUCGACAUGUUUCUCAUCACGUUAGUUGCUUUGUUCUUUGGAAAUACUCCUGCCAGUGAUGCUUUGAGCCGUACACCACCUCCUACUCGACUACUUUCUCUAGCAAGUGUAACAUCCGUUUGUGGGCAACUUGUAGUCAUGGCCAUAACUCAGCUAUACGUUUUUAUAUCGAUAACAUGGCAGCCGUGGUUUAUACCGUACUCUAUACCGGUGGGUGAUGAACAAGAGGAUAAAAGAAGUAUGCAGGGUACCGCUUUGUUUUGCACAACAACAUUUCAAUAUAUUACUUUGGCGCUGAUCAACAGUAAAGGAGAGCCAUAUAGAAGGCCAAUCUUUUACAAUAUCCCACUAUGUAUUACGAUAUUUGUUGUCACUGUGUACGAUCCGAUUCCAUUCUUCGAGAAUCGCCUUUUCUUAGUGUUUGUUGCACUUAUCUGUGCAGUAAUAUCGUAUCUAUUUCAAACUACUGUUGUUGAAUUCUUGAUACUGGAACUAAGAGAAAAAUGGUUAAAACAUCGACGGAUACGGGAUCCUCAAGCGAAUCAUGAUAAGUUCGAAAGACUUCUCUUUGACAUCGGUCAGGAUCCUGCUUGGCUUCGCCCUUACACAACAAAUUCAAAAGAAGCUGAGAAUGGAAAGGAAAAGAGCAAUGCAAUCCGGGAUCAAACUACACGGAUUUAA